AUGACUUCCUCGUGGUUCUCGUCGGUCAUUGACCAAUAUCGGCCAGACUUGGCUCCGUACGAAGAGCUGUACCGACACUGCCAUCAGCACGGGGAGCUAUCGACGCAGGAAAAGGAAACUGCGGCUCUCAUCACGGCGCACAUGAAGAAGCUUUCACCGGACUUUGACAUUCGCACAGGUAUUGGUGGGCAUGGCCAGAUCGCGAUUCUCAAGAACGGACCAGGCCAGACGAUUUUGUUGCGGGCCGACAUUGACGCACUCCCUAUUCAAGAGAAAACAGGCCUGCCGUACGCGAGUACCAAAACCAUGCUUGACACCGACGGGAUCACCAAGCCCGUGAUGCACGCGUGCGGGCACGAUUUCCACAUUACCUCGCUCCUCGGGGCGGCCGAGACUCUUGUGGCCGCCCGAUCGAAGUGGUCUGGCACCAUUGUGUUUUUGUUCCAGCCUGCUGAAGAACGUGGCAGCGGGGCCCGUGCCAUGGUGGACGACGGGCUCUAUGACACUUCGAAACACGCAUGUCCUAUCCCUGAUGUCCUGCUCGGUCAACACGUGUUCCCUCUCGAGGCUGGCAAAACAGCAACCCGCGUGGGUCCCAUCAUGUCGGCGGCCAACAGCUUCAAGAUUACUAUCUACGGUAGUGGCGGGCACGGGUCGAUGCCGCACCGGACUAUCGAUCCUGUCGUGAUAGCCAGCCAUAUCGUGGUCCGACUCCAGACGAUCGUGUCGCGGGAGGUCCCGCCCGAUGAAACUGCCGUGGUCACCGUAGGCGCAUUACAGGCCGGAAGCACCGAGAACGUCAUCUCGGAUGAGGCGGUGCUGAAAAUCAACAUCCGUACCAUGACUUCGGAAUGGCGCGACCGUGUCUUGGCCUCUGUCAAGAGAAUCGUCAAGGCCGAGUGUCUGGCGGGCAAUUGUCCCAAGGAGCCGACGAUCGAGCCAACUUCCUCGUUUGAGCUGACGGUCAAUAACGACAAGGUCACGGAAACGAUCAAUAAGUCGUUUUACAGUUAUUUCGGCGACAACCACGAAGGGAAUAUCAAGAAUGUCCUCGGCAGUGAAGAUUUUGGAAUCCUCGGGUCGGCCAUUGAUAGGCCGUAUUGCUUCUGGUUCUUUGGCGGUCAUGAGAAGACAAAGUACCAGGAAGCGAUCAAGAGGGGCGACGAGGCCAAUAUUCCUGUCAAUCAUAGUCCUUUCUUUGCCCCUGUUCUGCAGCCUACCCUGAAAACUGGCGUGGAUGCCUUGGUUGUUGCGGCUUUGACGUAUCUGGGAAAGAAGGAUGAGUGA
Messenger RNA from Exophiala dermatitidis NIH/UT8656, 1287 nucleotides. Its product is annotated as hippurate hydrolase. Gene Ontology annotation, molecular function: hydrolase activity. The coding region runs from base 1 to 1287 and encodes 428 amino acids. The transcript has a single exon. Lineage: Eukaryota; Fungi; Ascomycota; Eurotiomycetes; Chaetothyriales; Herpotrichiellaceae. The record is from RefSeq and is a predicted model, not a curated record.